AUGCAGCUUUCGGUUCCAUUAGCGCCUCCCAAGUUCUCACCAAUCUUCCCUUCCCCCAAUCCACACGGCCCUCCACAGAUUCACCACUUCUCCUCCCAGACACACAACCACCGCGCCAGUUCCGUGACCCCCCUCAGAGUCUCCGGCUACUUCUCCUCCAUCAGCCGAGCCAUCGAGGAGGAAGAAGAGUACCGAAAGGCACGCGCCGCCGUGAACCGCAAAGGCGUCGAGUUAGACGGUUACGCAAUCGAGGGCGUCUCCGUCGGCGGCCACGAGACUUGCGUCAUCGUCCCUGAGCUCAAAUGCGUCUUCGAUAUCGGAAGGUGUCCUUCACGCGCUAUCCAGCAGAAGUUCCUUUUCAUCACUCACGCCCAUCUUGAUCACAUCGGCGGGUUACCUAUGUAUGUAGCUAGCCGUGGUUUAUAUAAUCUUGAGCCACCUAAGAUAUUUGUGCCACCGUCUAUUAAAGAUGAUGUUGAGAAACUACUUGAGAUUCACAGGACUAUGGGUCAAGUUGAGCUGAAUGUGGAACUCAUUCCACUCAACGUUGCAGGUGAAACAUAUGAGUUGCGCAAUGACAUUGUUGUUAGACCAUUUGCAACUCACCACGUCAUACCGAGUCAGGGCUAUGUUAUCUACUCGGUCAGGAACAAGUUGAAGAAGCAGUAUGGUCACCUUAAAGGCAAACAGAUUGAAAAGAUUAAAAAAUCUGGCGUCGAGAUUACAGAUAUGAUAUUAUCCCCUGAGAUAGCUUUCACUGGAGAUACAACUGCGGAAUAUAUGCUUGACCCUCGUAACGCUGAUGCUUUGAGGGCUAAAGUUCUUAUAACCGAGGCUACGUUCUUGGAUGAAAGUUUUAGCACUGAGCAUGCGCAGUCACUUGGUCACACUCAUAUAUCUCAGAUAAUUGAGAAUGCAAAGUGGAUCCGGAGCAAAACUGUGUUAUUAACGCAUUUCUCAUCUCGUUACAAUAUAGAGGAAAUUCGCGAAGCUGUGCUCAAGUUGCAGUCAAAAGUAUCCGCAAAAGUUAUUCCUCUUACAGAAGGAUUCAGGUCAAAAUAUUCUUGA
Messenger RNA from Eruca vesicaria subsp. sativa (arugula), 1068 nucleotides. NCBI's taxonomy places the organism in Eukaryota, Viridiplantae, Streptophyta, Magnoliopsida, Brassicales, Brassicaceae. The record is from the annotation of a GenBank genome assembly.